GCCGAGCUUCACACAUGAGAGAAGACUCUGCAGCAGCAGCAGCAGCAGCAGCAGCAGCAGCAGCAGCAGCAGCAGCAGCAGCGAGGCAGCCAGCGAUAUGGUCAGAGAAUCAACCAUCAGUGGCUUGGGAAAUCUACACCUAACCACCAGUUAAAAAUGUUAAAAUGCCAGUCCACGGGCUCACCCCCAUUCUGCUGCGCCUGUUACCUCUGUGGAUUAUCCUGACACCAAUCUCAAGUCGGCUGAUACAAAGAACAGCGCUCUGCAAUCAUGCCCAGCUCACGUCGGUGCCUUCAGAAUUACCGCGCAACAUAGAGGAGCUUCAGCUCAACUACAAUCACAUCCAAACACUACGAGACCACUCUCUGCUCGCUUACCCUUCACUAAACAGCCUGAGCUUAGCUUCUAACGCUCUGGAGAAAAUUGAAUCAGACACUUUUCAAAACUCAAAGUUGUUAAAAAGCCUUAAUUUGGCAAAUAAUAGUCUUCAUAUUGGCACACAAGAGACCAGUGACGCUCUGAAGAAGUUACCUGGACUUAGAGCUUUAGAUCUUUCGGAGAAUAAGCUUUGGGAUGAAAUGGUCAUCACUCUUCUCCAGAAUUUGACGUCCUUAGAAUACCUCAAUCUCUCGGGAAACCUCCUGCAGAGACUGGACGAGACCUACUUCGGGGAUCUUCGUCAGCUCAAAGAACUCGACUUGCAGAGGAACAUCAUCUUUGAGAUUGAUAGCGCCUUUCACGGCAACACCAAGCUCCAGCGGCUCAACUUGGCCUACAACUAUCUGCCUUGUUUAACCGACUUCCAAAUGACCCAGCUGGUGGUCCUGAAUGCCAGCCACAACUUCAUCGAGUGGUUCAUCUCUCGACAAGAUCUCAAUGACACUUUCCAGCUGGAGACGCUCGAUCUAUCAGACAACAAACUGCUCUUCUUCCCUUUCUUGCCCAGCCACAGUCGUCUACGCAACCUUUACCUGGCCCACAACAGCCUCAGGUUCUACGAAAACCUGUUCCUGAACUCGACUACGUCCGUUGAGUUCUACAACCUGAACAAGAACGCGAGCAACGUCACCGUUCAGCUGUGGAAUGACAGCCUUCACGGUGACAUCUCGUCUGUGGAGAUAUUGGAUCUAAGAGGGAACCAGGUGCAGUAUUUCCCCCAGGGAUUCAUCCAGAAAAUGUCCGCCCUCUUCAGACUCCAGAUGUGCAGAAACUGUCUGAAAUCCUUGAAUCUAACGUCUGAACUGUUCUCUGGCAGCUUGUAUGAGCUGGACGUCAGUAACAACAUGCUGAACGAGAUUGUAGCAGAUGAAGGAACACUGGCCACCCUUGGUAAUCUGACAUAUUUCAAUCUGAGCCUGAACGAUCUCGGGGGGUUGCCCUCGAGAUUGUUUUCCUCACUGCCAAGUUUAAGGUCAGUGGAUCUCAGCUAUAACAACGUUGACAUUUGUUUUUCCGAAGAAGCUGAGAUCAGCACGGACACUUUCGCCUCUUGUGUGGAUUGGAAAAAUGUCGUGUCCCUUGAGCAGCUUUACCUCAAAGGGUGCAACCUUCAAGUAAUUCCAAGGACGGCGUUUGCAGGGCUGUCACUAACGCAUUUGGAACUUUCCAACAACCCUGGACUUAUAGUCCAACAGCCGAUGCAGAGUCUGAGCAGAACUUUGCAACAUCUAGGCUUAGGAAACACUCACAUACAAGACUUUGAUUUCUCGUCUUUCGAAAGUCUGAGGUUUUUAAACAUUUCAAGGAACUCUCUUGCACAUCUUCCUCAGUCGCUCCUAAACCUUGACCUGAAAGUGCUCGACCUGAGGGACAACAGACUGUCCACCAUCCAUCCAGGUCUGGCCAACGCAUUAGCUCCAAAACUUCGCUUUGUUUUCCUGACAGGAAAUCCCUUCAACUGCUGCCAAACGGAGUGGUUCAGGACAUUCGAAAAGACAAAGACGAUCAAUAUGGUCGAACAAUCGGACAUUAAAUGCGAGGAUCCUCUCGUAAUGACACACAGAGUUCAGCACUUGCCGUCAUUUGUGUGCUCGGGCGACGCUAGCGAAUCGAUAUUCUGGUACAUUGUGCUGUUUUUACCCAUCUGCCUUUCGUUUGUGGGCAUUUCAGCAAUUGUCCUUUUCACCUUUAAGCCCAAAAUGCUUAAAAAAUCCAUUAAAAAGAAGUGUCUGAAGCAUACAUCCUACUGAUACUGAACACAUACUAUGUGUGGGGGAUGAACUGUGGAAAUAAACUGACUUCCAUUGUAAAAGUGUCUGCAUUAAUGGAGGGACUGUGGAGUUUUACACAUCGCUGUGUUUUGUUUAUUUAAGUGUGGUCCAUAACAAACUUCUAAUGUCAAGAUGUGGCUUUGUUCGUGUGUGUGUGUGUGUGUGUGUGUGUGUGUGUCAACAUAUGCAGAAGUAAUGUGAUACAAUCUGUUGCUAUAAGCAGCAGAGGAAACAUGAAAUUUCCUGUUUUGCUAAGAUGUGAAGCAACUGCCCAGUUCUGUACCUCAGGGAGGAGGGGUUUGAGGUUUUUUUCUGACACGCCGAAACAUCGACAUGAAAUUCCAAAGUGUCUGCAGUCAUGAGGAAUUAGUUUGGUUCCAUUUUUUGACGCACAGCGGCUCUAUGCUGCCGUGCACAAUGUGAGGGAAAUGAAGGACAUGGGCCGUCCAAUUUUUAACAAAGGGGGGGGGGCACCAAAGACGACUCCCUCUUUGAGCGUGUACUCAUACACGCAGCAAGAAGUUUGAUGGAUCGGUUGUGCAGAGAGCUGAUGCCUAAACCAGAAUGUAACCAAAAUACCACUGUGGUGAUGCUCAGGGUCAUGGUGGUUGAACAGAAGAAAAAAAAAAAAGAGAAACUGGAGCACAGACUUGUAAAAGCCUGCGUUGCUUUUUUUUUUGUUUGUUUUUUUAAUAAAUCAUUAUGAAACCACCAACCAAGAGUUGAGAGGAUUAGGCCAAAUUAUUUUCGAAACAGGUGAAAAGGAGAAACAAACCACUGAACAUCAUUCAACAUGGCCCGAUCUACUUUACUAUUUGUAGUUAGUAGCAAAAAUGAGCAGCAUUAUAAUGAAAGUGAUAGUUUAGUUUAUCACAGGGAAUCUUUAGACAGAUUUUAGUGACUUAACACAAGAUUCCUUUUUAAUCAACAUCUGAAUUCCAAAAAUAACACACUUGAACUUACUGGCAGAGGCAACAGUGGAUCAACAACUCGUGUGCGCCAUGAUGUAAAAUCGUUAAUUUUCUCUAUGGGCUUUGGUGCAGGGAGUAAAAGUUUUACAAAGUGACGCUAACUUCAGUUUGCAGUAGACACGUCAGCACAAGUGCACGCGACAGUUUGUGCUAUCGGGAGAAAAAAUGCCAACGGUUUCUGAAAGCUGAGAAGUUGCCCGUUAAAGCAAACAUGUGGUUAUUACGGUAAUUUUACUAAUCAGCGUCUUUGUUGUCAGAGAGGAGAGAUUAAGGAAGAACUCCGGUUUUUUUGCACACGGAGAGACAAAGAAACAUUGAGAGACUCCAAAAAAUGUUAUUGUAAAUAUGUUUUAUACUGAUAUUUCAAAUUUAACAUGCAAAAUAUGUUGU
Molecule: messenger RNA, 3571 nt
Organism: Solea solea (common sole)
Lineage: Eukaryota; Metazoa; Chordata; Actinopteri; Pleuronectiformes; Soleidae
Gene: nrros
Product: negative regulator of reactive oxygen species
Exons: 3
Coding region: 165-2189 (674 amino acids)
Molecular function (GO): protein binding
Source: RefSeq, a predicted model, not a curated record